CAACGGCGCAGACUCGCUUGGCGUUUCCCAGGAAAUAAACAAAAAGAGAUUGGUAGAAAACGAAAAUAAGCACUCGGGCGCAAGAUUCUCGGAAAAACGCUACCUCUCGGUUCGCACGAGUUCCGAGUACGGCGGGGAAAGGAGGCCUGGUGGCGGGGGGAACGACGGCCGCCUGGAAGAACAGUUUUUCCACUGAGGAACCUCAGAACAGUCGUCGUCGUCGUCGUGCUAUACGACUGGCCCAACCGUCCACGUCCAUCCGCUGUGUGUCUCCUCUCCGACCUCGGAUUACUCACUUGACGCUACCUCUGGAAUACCUAUGCAGCUUCGUUCACAGUGCUUCGUGCUUCUGCCUUCCAAGUGCACUGCCGUUUGUUUCUUCCAAAGCUGGAUUUAAACGCAGCCUCAACCUCGGCGACCGUCUAUUCAAUGGACUGCCGAUGCAACGCCACUGUCUGCAACGUCACUGUCCGCAACACUGCCUCCCCGCAGCAGCCCUCGUGCCACCAGCCAUAGCAGCCUCCCACCUUUCCCGCCCACCAUGUGGACCGAGCACGCCACACCAGCCAGCAAGGACCACUCCGUGCUCUUCGUCGCCUUCCCAGUCCUCGUGCCGUCUUGGGCCGCGCCCGCUACUCCCCCCAGGUCCACGUCCUGGGGCGGUGUGGCCCCAAAGACGCCCCCGCAGCCUCACCACUCGACGCCCCGCAUGGACCGCCCGGUCCACGCCAACCUCGACGUUGACCUCAGUCGUGUGCGCGACACCGUACGGACUCUACAGACCAGCGGGUAUUAUUACGAGGGGCUGUCCUGGCAGGACGCCGACCGGAUGCUCCGCGACACCCCCAUCGGGACCUUCCUGGUGCGGGACAGUUCCGACAACCGGUUCCUCUUUGCCCUGAGUGUUCAGACGGAGCGAGGUCCGACGAGCGUUCGGAUACACUACAGCCACGGCGAGUUUCGGCUGGACUGCGAGGACGCCCUCUCGCCCUGCAUGCCGUGGUUCACGUGCGUCGUCAAGUUGGUGGAGUACUACAUCGAGUUGAGCCAGUCUGCGAAGGGACAGAUGUGUGUGUGGCUGGACGGGAACGGCCGGAGGGACUUGCCCAUUCGGCUGGCGCGGCCGCUGUACCGGACUGUCCACCCCCUGCAGCACCUGUGCAGGGUGGCGGCCAACCGCGGGAUGGCCCAGCAAAAAGUGGGACUUGACCGGUUACCUCUGCCCGGGUCGCUAAAAGACUUUGUCAGGGCUUAUCCGCAUCAACACUGACCCCGACGGGGGGGGUCGAGGACAGUUCCUAAAUGUCGUGUGCAUGUCGGUGUGAAUGUUAAACUAUAGUGUGUGUAUUCGAAAAUUGUACCACUAUGCGGGUGAGCUGCCGCGGUCUGGUGCGACUUUUGUGUCCCGGUGAGUUACGUAGCCCUCGGAUUUAGCUCUGUGUGGUUAAAACCUCAGGGAUUUACAAUCGGGUUGUGUCGAGCUUCUUUUUUUUUGCAACGUCUUCACUUGUGGCAGCUUUUCCAACUGUAGCGAGUUGCAUGACCAAGUCUUUAGGGCUUCUUCAACGAUAACGUGAGUGCUAACUAAUGCCUGACCGCAGGAUUGCACUGCAGGGCGCGUAUCUCGAGGACAAGUACAAACGUGUGGGCCGUGAAAAGCUUCAUUUUCCAGACCAAGAAAUUCGUGUUCCAAUGUAACACAUGCACACGCAGUGAAAUAGAUUAGUUUCAACACUGAUUCUGCCCUCCUCCACUGUGACCUGCACUACUACUAUGCCUUCUUUCUUUUUCAUCUUCAUUGUGUAGCAUACUUGGAAGUGUGCAAGAUCCAGCCAGAACACAAAAAGUCGCAAUAUUUGCAUGCACAAAAGUAAUGACAGUUAGGGGGAAUUCUCUCACUAAGCAAAAAACAUAACACCAAUUAGCCGAGCCAAGCAUGGAUGGUCCUCUGCUCAAAAAAUAUUGGCUCGUGUUGUUCAAAAUCCAAACGUAUUCUCAGACAACAGUAAUGGUGGACAAAAAAAAAACGAUACAGUUCUUGUCAGCAGAAAAUGCGCAGAAACUACCUUUCCAUGCUUCGCUUACCUGCCGACAUUUUUUCGUUCAACCGUGCCAAUUAUGUCUUCUUGUCUUAAUUUUUGUGUGUUUCUGCAACAUUGCACUCUGCACCGAGUGCUCUUUGCCGCUACGUAACUCGCCGCACACAGAGUGCCAGACCCGCAGCGUUUCCAACAACAAAAGGUGCCUUUCGGGACCAAGAACAAACAUGUACAUAAGUCAUAUCUAUCUCUGUCGACGUGUUCGCCAUUGUAUUUUUUUAUAAGCCCAGUCGAAGGAAAUGCGCCGAUACCCUCAGUGUGGUGUGGAGGAUGUCUUAUUUCGAGAAGACGAAAUGCUAUAAUAUAGUGUACACUAUUUGGAAAAAUCGAAUCAAACGACGAGGUGUGUAUAUACUGUAAGAUAGGUUAUAAUAUAUAUACGAGCCUUUCCUCAAAAAAAUAAUAAAUCUCGGUCACUAUUUCA
Molecule: messenger RNA, 2523 nt
Organism: Ornithodoros turicata
Lineage: Eukaryota; Metazoa; Arthropoda; Arachnida; Ixodida; Argasidae
Product: suppressor of cytokine signaling 2-like
Exons: 2
Coding region: 542-1270 (242 amino acids)
Biological process (GO): intracellular signal transduction; phosphatidylinositol phosphate biosynthetic process
Cellular component (GO): phosphatidylinositol 3-kinase complex
Molecular function (GO): 1-phosphatidylinositol-3-kinase regulator activity
Source: RefSeq, a predicted model, not a curated record